CGCCUACGCAAUCAAAACAGGACACGAAUUUGUGUUUUUCGCGAGUUGAACCAUUUUUGCUUGUUCAGCCAUAUCUAGUGAGAACAUUUUACGCAUUCAGCUGGUUACAUACAUAGGUUUUGCCGGCCUGAGACAGUUUUUUCCAACACCUUUACCACUCACCACGGCAAUCAAGAUGAUAGACUACAGUGCCGCCGAAGAGGAGAUGGACCGCGAAAUCAAUAGCUGGGGGUACACAAUGAACGCGACCGAUUACAUGAGCGGCUUGCGGAAUGUGCACCCGACGGCGAACUUUGCCAGCAGUGGCAUCGGCAUGGGCCGGGGACGUGGGGCUUUCGAUAUUUCACGCAAUAGGCUGGAUGAAAUCCGUCUUGCGGCUAGAAUCAAUCGACUGGAAGCACACAACAACCCAAUGGGACACUUGCCGACGACCGAAGAAACGCUCGCCAAAGAUGUCGGACCGGAAAUUGCGGCGGGUUUGCGUUCGAUCGGAAUUCUAAGCUCGGACGAUCAACUGAAAAACAAAGCAACUUCCCGCAAUGUGCCCCACUGCCGGAGUGAUAUACGCAUUGACCGAAAUGUGCCUCUUAUUUUAAAUGGUGACGUAUUCCGUGCCCGUGCUCGUGCCAGCGAUGGCUUUGACGGAGAAUUGCCAGCACAGCCGAAUGUGAAAUUUGAUCCAUCUAAACCGUUAGCAGAGCAGUUUACUACGAUCGAAGAAUUCCGAACCCAGCCAGAAUCGGAAAUUGUUGAGGAGAAAGCGAAAACCCCCACACAGAAAAUAACCAAAGCAGGAGCAAAGAAGGGAAAGAAAUCAAAAUGGACGAAGGUUCCAUUAUGUGAUUUUUUGGGCCCACCUGGCAAUAGUGAUAGCACAUGUGGACGCCCACCGUUACCGGUAGACAGCAUGUACGGAGGUCGUACUCUCUAUGGUAUCGAGGGAAAGCGAAUACUAUAGCAACGAUAUGAUUGGACCAACUUAACAAAAACCACCUGUUUGGAACUAUGCCUUACGAAACGUUGGAUUUUCCACAAAAGAGCAAGAAACAGAAAGAAUGUACAGCUGUGUAAAGAUUGAAUUUGCUAUAAGUAAUUACAAGCAAUGAGGUAGAUGUUAAGAUUUUAAUGAAUGCG
Molecule: messenger RNA, 1134 nt
Organism: Anopheles moucheti
Lineage: Eukaryota; Metazoa; Arthropoda; Insecta; Diptera; Culicidae
Exons: 2
Coding region: 176-958 (260 amino acids)
Source: RefSeq, a predicted model, not a curated record